CCGAAGACACUAGAGAGCUUGGAGGAACCGGGCAGACUAGAUGAAUCGCAACUUUUCGCAUUGAGGUAUGGUACUAUUCAACAACACAGCUUACAACUAAUGUUAAAAGGGGCAAAAUCUAGUGAGUGCUUCAAGAUUGCUCGUGAGGGAAUUCAAUCAUUAUGUGAAAAGUUGGACAUGGUGGACACUGGCAACGUGGACAUACCCGACAUUAAUAGGCCGAAGGCGAAUGAAAUUUUGUUGGAUCCAUUACAAGUCAAAGCUAAAGGUUCGGGGGCUAAAAAAUCUAAAAGGAAGAAAGGAGAACCACGACAGUGUAGCAAUUGCGGUGAGUUUGGCCACUAUAGGACCCGAUGCCCACAUCCUGUUGGCUAUGUGAAGCCAACCUCAAACGGUGAUGCCCCGAAUGAUGGUGUUUCGGAAGAAGGUGGCGGUGGCGAUGACACCGAUGUUGAUCCUCCCACCACUCAAGAUCAGUCGGAAACAGUACAGAAGAGAAGGCAAAAGCAUUGCAGUAAGUGCGAUUCUACCAAUCAUAAUGCAAGAACGUGUAAUGGGUCUGGGCCAUCCGAUGAUGAAAAUGACGAUGAUGAAAAUGACGAUGACGACGAUUAUGAGCAACCUAGGAAGAGGCCUGUUACAAGAAGUAGCAAACUAAGGAUUGUUGAAAACUUGGAGUGAAGAUGGACGUCCUUAUCCUAUUCGGAUUAGGACUAAUGGACUAUGUGAAGACUGCCAGUAUCAGCUUGAAGCGGCGUCGUUUGAUUUAUAAGAAGACUGUUGCUGUCUGCGGUGUUGUUUUACUUGUGUGUCGUUUUAUUUAUGUGUCUCUUUGGUCUAUAAGAAGACUACUGCCUGCUACGGUGUCGUUUUAUUAAGUUCGGAUGGAUUUGAUUGAAUUCGAUAUGGAGGUUGCUCCCUAAAUAAAUCAUGUGCAACA
This is a messenger RNA of Linum tenue, 940 nucleotides long. NCBI's taxonomy places the organism in Eukaryota, Viridiplantae, Streptophyta, Magnoliopsida, Malpighiales, Linaceae. The record is from the annotation of a GenBank genome assembly.